GUACCCACGCCCCCGCCCUGGCCUGGGCUGGCAAGGAAGACCUGUGGGCGGGCGUCAAAAGGGGGACCGGCCCUGUGACCCCUCACCGGGGCCGUGGGCCCGAGCCCCGGACUUCCCUAAGCCGGCAAUGACCGCCUGCGCCCGCCGAGCGGGUGGGCUUCCGGACCCCGGGCUCUGCGGUCCCGCGCGGUGGGCUCCGUCCCUGCCCCGCCUCCCCCGGGCCCUGCCCCGGCUCCCGCUCCUGCUGCUCCUGCUUCUGCUGCAGCCCCCCGCCCUCUCCGCCGUGUUCACGGUGGGGGUCCUGGGCCCCUGGGCUUGCGACCCCAUCUUCUCCCGGGCUCGCCCGGACCUGGCCGCCCGCCUGGCCGCCGCCCGCCUGAACCGCGACCCCGGCCUGGCAGGCGGUCCCCGCUUCGAGGUAGCGCUGCUGCCCGAGCCGUGCCGGACGCCGGGCUCGCUGGGGGCCGUGUCCUCCGCGCUGGCCCGCGUGUCGGGCCUCGUGGGUCCGGUGAACCCUGCGGCCUGCCGGCCAGCCGAGCUGCUCGCCGAAGAAGCCGGGAUCGCGCUGGUGCCCUGGGGCUGCCCCUGGACGCAGGCGGAGGGCACCACGGCCCCUGCCGUGACCCCCGCCGCGGAUGCCCUCUACGCCCUGCUUCGCGCAUUCGGCUGGGCGCGCGUGGCCCUGGUCACCGCCCCCCAGGACCUGUGGGUGGAGGCGGGACGCUCACUGUCCACGGCACUCAGGGCCCGGGGCCUGCCUGUCGCCUCCGUGACUUCCAUGGAGCCCUUGGACCUGUCUGGAGCCCGGGAGGCCCUGAGGAAGGUUCGGGACGGGCCCAGGGUCACAGCAGUGAUCAUGGUGAUGCACUCGGUGCUGCUGGGUGGCGAGGAGCAGCGCUACCUCCUGGAGGCCGCAGAGGAGCUGGGCCUGACCGAUGGCUCCCUGGUCUUCCUGCCCUUCGACACGAUCCACUACGCCUUGUCCCCAGGCCCGGAGGCCUUGGCCACACUCGCCAACAGCUCCCAGCUUCGCAGGGCCCACGAUGCCGUGCUCACCCUCACGCGCCACUGUCCCUCUGAAGGCAGCGUGCUGGACAGCCUGCGCAGGGCUCAAGAGCGCCGCGAGCUGCCCUCUGACCUCAAUCUGCAGCAGGUCUCCCCACUCUUUGGCACCAUCUAUGACGCGGUCUUCUUGCUGGCAAGGGGUGUGGCAGAAGCGCGGGCUGCCGCGGGUGGCAGAUGGGUGUCCGGAGCAGCUGUGGCCCGCCACAUCCGGGAUGCGCAGGUCCCUGGCUUCUGCGGGGACCUAGGAGGAGACGAGGAGCCCCCAUUCGUGCUGCUAGACACGGACGCAGCGGGAGACCGGCUUUUUGCCACAUACAUGCUGGAUCCUGCCCGGGGCUCCUUCCUCUCCGCCGGUACCCGGAUGCACUUCCCGCGUGGGGGAUCAGCACCCGGACCUGACCCCUCGUGCUGGUUCGAUCCAAACAACAUCUGCGGUGGAGGACUGGAGCCGGGCCUCGUUUUUCUUGGCUUCCUCCUGGUGGUUGGGAUGGGGCUGGCUGGGGCCUUCCUGGCCCAUUAUGUGAGGCACCGGCUACUUCACAUUCAAAUGGUCUCCGGCCCCAACAAGAUCAUCCUGACCGUGGACGACAUCACCUUUCUCCACCCACAUGGGGGCACCUCUCGAAAGGUGGCCCAGGGGAGUCGAUCAAGUCUGGGUGCCCGCAGCAUGUCAGACAUUCGCAGUGGCCCCAGCCAACACUUGGACAGCCCCAACGUUGGUGUCUAUGAGGGAGACAGGGUUUGGCUGAAGAAAUUCCCAGGGGAUCAGCACAUAGCUAUCCGCCCAGCAACCAAGACAGCCUUCUCCAAGCUCCAGGAGCUCCGGCAUGAGAACGUGGCCCUCUACCUGGGGCUUUUCCUGGCUCGGGGAGCAGAAGGCCCUGCGGCCCUCUGGGAGGGCAACCUGGCUGUGGUCUCAGAGCACUGCACGCGGGGCUCUCUUCAGGACCUCCUCACUCAGAGAGAAAUAAAGCUGGACUGGAUGUUCAAGUCCUCCCUCCUGCUGGACCUUAUCAAGGGAAUAAGGUAUCUGCACCAUCGAGGCGUAGCUCAUGGGCGGCUGAAGUCGCGGAACUGCAUAGUGGAUGGCAGAUUCGUACUCAAGAUCACUGACCACGGCCACGGGAGACUGCUGGAAGCACAGAAGGUGCUACCGGAGCCUCCCAGAGCGGAGGACCAGCUGUGGACAGCCCCGGAGCUGCUUAGGGACCCAGCCCUGGAGCGCCGGGGAACGCUGGCCGGCGACGUCUUUAGCUUGGCCAUCAUCAUGCAAGAAGUAGUGUGCCGCAGUGCCCCUUACGCCAUGCUGGAGCUCACUCCCGAGGAAGUGGUGCAGAGGGUGCGGAGCCCCCCUCCACUGUGUCGGCCCUUGGUGUCCAUGGACCAGGCACCUGUCGAGUGUAUCCACCUGAUGAAGCAGUGCUGGGCAGAGCAGCCGGAACUUCGGCCCUCCAUGGACCACACCUUCGACCUGUUCAAGAACAUCAACAAGGGCCGGAAGACGAACAUCAUUGACUCGAUGCUUCGGAUGCUGGAGCAGUACUCUAGUAACCUGGAGGAUCUGAUCCGGGAGCGCACGGAGGAGCUGGAGCUGGAAAAGCAGAAGACAGACCGGCUGCUUACACAGAUGCUGCCUCCGUCUGUGGCUGAGGCCUUGAAGACGGGGACACCAGUGGAGCCCGAGUACUUUGAGCAAGUGACACUGUACUUUAGUGACAUUGUGGGCUUCACCACCAUCUCUGCCAUGAGUGAGCCCAUUGAGGUUGUGGACCUGCUCAACGAUCUCUACACACUCUUUGAUGCCAUCAUUGGUUCCCACGAUGUCUACAAGGUGGAGACAAUAGGGGACGCCUAUAUGGUGGCCUCGGGGCUGCCCCAGCGGAAUGGGCAGCGACACGCGGCAGAGAUCGCCAACAUGUCACUGGACAUCCUCAGUGCCGUGGGCACUUUCCGCAUGCGCCAUAUGCCUGAGGUUCCCGUGCGCAUCCGCAUAGGCCUGCACUCGGGUCCAUGCGUGGCAGGCGUGGUGGGCCUCACCAUGCCGCGGUACUGCCUGUUUGGGGACACGGUCAACACCGCCUCGCGCAUGGAGUCCACCGGGCUGCCUUACCGCAUCCACGUGAACUUGAGCACUGUGGGGAUCCUCCGUGCUCUGGACUCGGGCUACCAGGUGGAGCUGCGAGGCCGCACGGAGCUGAAGGGCAAGGGCGCCGAGGACACUUUCUGGCUAGUGGGCAGACGCGGCUUCAACAAGCCCAUCCCCAAACCGCCUGACCUGCAACCGGGGUCCAGCAACCACGGCAUCAGCCUGCAGGAGAUCCCACCCGAGCGGCGACGGAAGCUGGAGAAGGCGCGGCCGGGCCAGUUCUCUUGAGAAGUGAGGCCCGGCCCCGGACAGGGUCUGGGCCCUGCUCCCUGUCCCAUCUGCAGUGGACCCCAGGCACCCCGCUUUGAGGAGGUGGGGUGAACUGCUCCUUGGCAGGGAUUUGUGACACUGCAUUGCUGGGCUGUGUUCCCCAGGCUCUUCUGGACCUUGCACCGUGGAUACCAGGCCAUGUGCCAUGGUAUUUGGGUCCUGGGAGGGUGGGUGAAAUAAAGGCAUGCUGUCUUCCA
Molecule: messenger RNA, 3678 nt
Organism: Gorilla gorilla gorilla (western lowland gorilla)
Lineage: Eukaryota; Metazoa; Chordata; Mammalia; Primates; Hominidae
Gene: GUCY2D
Product: guanylate cyclase 2D, retinal
Exons: 20
Coding region: 128-3439 (1103 amino acids)
Biological process (GO): intracellular signal transduction; protein phosphorylation; cGMP biosynthetic process
Cellular component (GO): plasma membrane
Molecular function (GO): ATP binding; guanylate cyclase activity; protein kinase activity
Source: RefSeq, a predicted model, not a curated record